Bursaphelenchus okinawaensis is the source of this 1491-nucleotide messenger RNA. NCBI's taxonomy places the organism in Eukaryota, Metazoa, Nematoda, Chromadorea, Rhabditida, Aphelenchoididae. The record is from the annotation of a GenBank genome assembly.
AUGCCGGUCUACGUGUAUUUCAUCGACGAUGGCAAGGUUCUGGAGCAAUCUUUCGUGGUGGCGUUGCCUGACCGACCACUGAACCACGCUGAACUGGUGCAAGAGGUGCGGGGCCAAUUGGACUUGUCGCCGCGACUUCACUUAUUGACCACGCGCUAUCGGAUCGCUUUGAAUUACUUCGAAAAGUUGAAAGUUCCACCCUCGAGCAUCAAUCGCAACGACGAGCUUCAGAUGGCUUUUGGGCUGAAGUUGCACGAUACGGUAGGUGUACGAUUGAAUUUAUGGGGGGAGGGGGUUUUUAGGGGUAUGGUAAUAUAUGAAAGUAUCGAACCCCCUUUACACUACCCUUGACCUUACCCAUCAUGUAAUAAUGUCAUCCUUUUCAGUGCCCAUCUUUGCCCAUUCUCUGUACCCCAAACAUAGCCUCACCCCAAGCUCCGGCUUCGUCCCUGGCGUCGCUGAAAAAGGAACGAACGGAACACGAUGAUAUUGUAGUUGUCGAUGACAUACCUACCACAUCUUCUCCUGCUUUAGUUAAGAAUUCGCCACCGACAUUGUCUAAUGCAGCUCAAGCUGGAGACAACCGCUUCAACGUAACCAAUCAGAUCGUUCAGAGAGUUCAUGCUAAUGAUAGCAAUCAGGUAGGUGGGAUGGUAAUGUAUAGGAUAAGAUACAAGUUUUAUAUUUAAAGAGACUGUUCAGCUUUGAGAUGACAGUUAUUUGCUUAUAAGUUUUAGAUUUUAUAGUAGCUAUGUUAAGGUUAUCUUUGGAAUUUCAGGUCAAUGCUCUGUUAAAUGCCUUUUUGCACCAACUAAACGAAAAGCCGGCUGAACGUGACUUUGUUGGCCGUGAGCGUAUGAAAAAAGUAAGUUAAACUUAUUUUCUUACCAUAAAAAUCAAUUUUUGAGUAUAUAUAUUAUUAUAUAAAAUUUUUGUCAAAAAAAUUAAAUAAAGCUUGAACUUCAGUCAAAAAGACCAUCUCGUAACUACACGGAAGAAGAAGUCGAAGCUCAAGAGAUACUGAAGAACUACACGUUGUCAAAUGUCAUCAACGAAUGCCAACAAGCUCAGUUUCUGAAGAACUGUCUGAGUGAGAAUGUAAUCGAUGAGAACUUUUAUGUCACUCUUUCCAAUGCGUUGGCACUCUUUAUUGUCACCAAAACGUGGGUUUAUGAUCUUAUAUGUAAAAGUAAUGUUUAAUAAUGAUUUUUCUUUGAAUGUCAUAAUAUAACGUUAUAGCGUAUUAAAUAUUAAGCAUACCAUUUCAGAGACAAGCUCUGGACCCCACGUACUUUAAUGCCUGUGGUGGAGCACUACUUCCAGCCCUAUCCUCAGCUCGAUAUUACCCAUCUGUUUGGACCUCAAUCCUUUCGCCUCCGCAACAAACUAAACCACAUCAGAAUGACUCGGAAAGGUCAAACCGACCGUGAAGCAGAUGUCGUGUCACGCACCGUCAGCAGUCCAUCGUCCAGUCCAGCCUCGGCGGAGUAG